AUGCAUUGGUUCUAAAAAUCAGAGAAAGAUAUCAGAAAUGAGAGAAUUUAAAAUGCUAUUCCAGAGGAAUAAUAUCGAAUGAUUAGGCAAUAGUAAAUGGGAUGAAGAAGGUACGAUUUAAUUUAGUUGUGUUCAAAGAAAUAAUAUAAUUAAGCUACAUACAUAUAGAUGUUUCACAAAAUCAAAUUAAUCUCCAUAAUCUGUAACUAUUUUUUUUCAUGGAUUAAAUGAACAUCUAGGAUUAUAUGCUCAUAUAGCUUAGGCAUUGAGUAAAUAAGCAAAUAGUGUUUGUGUAGGCUUUGAUUAUAGAGGAUUUGGUAGGAGCGAAGGUCUAAGAGGAUGGCUUGAAUCGAAAGAAUAACACAUAGAAGAUUGUACAAGAUUUAUUUUAUUAAUUAAAUAAUUGUAUCCUGGUGUUUAAUUGUUUUCAUUAGGAUAAUCAUUAGGUGGUUUAACAUCUUACAUUAUAGGCAUGAAUAAUCUUGUUCAUGGAACUAUCUUAAUCACUCCAGCACUUAUGGAUAAUUAUUAUAAUAGACCUUAUUUAAAAAAGCUUGCAAUAUUAUUAGGUAAAUUCAUACCUACUUGGUCACCCUUUCCUGCUUCAUUUCCAAAUGUUUCAAAGAAUCCAUAAAUUUUAGAUGAUCAUAUGAAAGAUCCAUUUAUUAAUUGGAAUGCUACUUUACCAGGAACAGCUAGAAAUUUAUUAAAAAUGAUGAGAGAAGCUCCUAAUACUUUUCAAUAUUAUCAUAAACCAUUCUUAGUUAUAUCAGGAGGAAUGGAUCAAGCUAUUGAUCCUGAUGUUGGACAUGAACUUAUCAAAUUAAGUCCUUCUAUUGAUAAAGAACUCAUUUAUUAUGAAAAUAUGUGGCAUGAUUGUAUAGCUGAAUAAGAAAUCCUUGAAAUUAUUCCCAAAAUUGUUGAAUGGAUUAAAAAAAGAUAAUGA
Molecule: messenger RNA, 946 nt
Organism: Paramecium sonneborni
Lineage: Eukaryota; Ciliophora; Oligohymenophorea; Peniculida; Parameciidae
Source: the annotation of a GenBank genome assembly